CAGUGGGUGAGGAGCAAAGACCUGGAUAGAUCACACACACACACAUUCUCACUCUCACUCACUCUCACUCUUAUCCUCAUAAUGAUGCACGGCUCAAGACAGUGGCUCUUUAGGAUCACCUGCUUGGUGUUUGAAUUUCUACAGUAUGACACAGUGCGUGUCACAGUGAGGGAGUCCACUGUGGAGGUGGUGCAGGGCGACUCAAUCACUUUACCCUGCUCAUUUUUCACCAUGAGCCCCCUGAUCCGCCUCAGUAUCAUCUGGACCCUGACUCCUUUUUCUGACCAAGACAAUCCCACACAGGUGAUCGCGUAUGAUCAAGGGCAGGUGAUCGAAAGCCCCUCCUUCACCAGCAGGGUGGAGUUUGUUGACAUGCCCUGGAGCGCUGAUAUCAUCCUAAAUGAUACACGUGUUUCUGAUGCUGGCAUCUAUCGUUGCGUGGUGAGCAAUCCACCAGAGACAGGAGACCCUGGAAUCGGAGAACUCAGCCUCAGAGUCCUGGUACCCCCAUCACUGCCUGUGUGUAUAUGGGAGGGAGAGACUGAUGUAGGUGGCGCUAUGACAUUGACAUGCCUUGUGAUGGAGGGUGUCCCCACUCCACAAAUGAGCUGGGAGAAGCUGGAGCCAGAUCACAUAACCUUACCCAUCAGUAUGGGGGGGGAGUUAAUGGGCUUGGUGCAAAUUACAAACAUGUCUGCACAGGACUCUGGUGUGUAUCGCUGCUCUGUGACCAACGCUCUGGGCACACAAAACUGCUAUGUGAACCUCUCAGUGUACACCCCGACAGAGAAUGCCCCAGGCCUCCUGCAGGGGGUGCUAAUCACACUCUCCAUGGGCCUGGUGCUGCUGACCCUGUUGGCACUGGUGCUGUGGCUCCACCGCUCGGCUCAGGAAAGCAAAUGGACGGAUGGCCGUGUAGAGGAGUGCUACAACGAGAUCAUAUACACUCCCUCUCUAAUCAAGCGCUCAUUUGUCUGAGAUUUUUGGAUUGGGACUGCAUUUGAAUCAAGGUUUUUAGAUGUUUUUUGAUCUGCAUCAUAGGGGUGCUACAGUUGGUCUCAUUAAAAUACAGAAUAUUUACUGUACCUUCUGUAGUGUAGAGCAUACUCCUUGCUGCUGUGUGAAUAAGUCAGAAAUGUACUCGGCCUGACUGUCAGUGAAGUUGAUUAAAGAGGUCAAUUAAUGAUGUAUAGUUUGAUGGACUGGGAUUUCCCAGAUUCAUUUAUCUUUUAUGCUAUACUACUGUUGCUCAGUAAAAUACUGAGCAUAUUAAUAAUUUUUUAUGUCAAACUUAUUGCUUCAAGACCUUAAUAGGUUUUUGUUUGGAUUUUUGAUUUUUUCCAAAAUGAAAUUUACUUAAAACACUGUAAAUUGCAUACAUUUUCUGUAGUUAUUUUGGUUUCCAAA
Ictalurus punctatus (channel catfish) is the source of this 1407-nucleotide messenger RNA. RefSeq names its product immunoglobulin domain-containing protein. The transcript is spliced from 6 exons. Gene Ontology annotation, molecular function: ionotropic glutamate receptor binding. Gene Ontology annotation, cellular component: cell-cell junction. The record is from RefSeq and is a predicted model, not a curated record. Gene Ontology annotation, biological process: homophilic cell-cell adhesion. NCBI's taxonomy places the organism in Eukaryota, Metazoa, Chordata, Actinopteri, Siluriformes, Ictaluridae. The coding region runs from base 82 to 978 and encodes 298 amino acids.